This is a messenger RNA of Sycon ciliatum, 5730 nucleotides long. RefSeq lists its product as uncharacterized. NCBI's taxonomy places the organism in Eukaryota, Metazoa, Porifera, Calcarea, Leucosolenida, Sycettidae. Gene Ontology annotation, molecular function: DNA binding. The transcript is spliced from 2 exons. The record is from RefSeq and is a predicted model, not a curated record. Gene Ontology annotation, biological process: DNA integration; DNA recombination. Bases 1083 to 2648 code for a protein of 521 amino acids.
UCGAUUCCUUAUAGAGCAUUUUCCAUACAAUUGUGUCCGUAUCAGUGAAAGUCGAUGCGUUCCUGGAUAUGCGAACGGAUUGAGUUUCAUGUUCUCUUUUCUGCAGCAGAAUAAUUAUUUCAGUGGCUUUUUCAGAACUUCAUUCUAGUGGCGACAGUUUGCCUUUGCUGUAUGGCAAGAACCCAGAACACAUGUUUAGUGCAGAUUUACAGCAGGGCUUGUUCCUCGGGUUUAUUGCAGAUCUACUGCAGGGCUUGUUCCUCGGGUUUAUUGCAGAUCUACUGCAGGGCUUGUUCCUCGGGUUUAUUGCAGAUCUACUGCAGCCUUGUGCAGGGCUUGUUCCUCGGAUUUAUUGCAGAUCUACUGCAGGGCUUGUUCCUCGGGUUUAUUGCAGAUCUACUGCAGGGCUUGUUCCGCUGCCACUGCUGCUGCUGUCAGUGGAUGUACAGUCAGUUCUGUGACUGUUGGAGAGCCAGAGAGACCAAGCUUCAAGAGAGGAGGACAUGAGAUGAUCAUGAUGAUGGUACACAGAACACGGAUUGUCAAGUGCACCGUGCAGUGAAGUCACUCCACAACACGCGAUAGUCUUACACCCACCAUGGCUUUCUCGCAGGCACAAAGGGAGUCUAUCCAGCAGAUCGUGGCAGCCAGCGUGGCAGCAGCCCUCAGCGGCAACGCACCGGAGAACGUCACGGAGCACCAAGAAGACGGUAUGUGUGCUGAUGAAUUCAUGCACCAUACGAACAUGGGUUACCCCUCCUGCAUUUCGCAUGUCUCGUUGGAGACAGUCGAUCGGAUCAGACGAAUCGAGUAUAUAGAUCUGGCAAUACUGCUCCCGCCCAAAUCUAUUUCUACCGGGGAGCCAGCCCCUAAGAGGUUCUGCAUAGACGAGGAAGGGGCAAUUUCGGUGACAAGCGCACCAAAAGGAAAAAUUGAGAACCUUGCCACGUGGACCGAGACAUGGUCUAUCUUUAGUCUGAUCGCCAUCCGCAAUCAACCUCGCUGCGCCGCUGCACUGAUGCAGCAUCAAAUACGCAUGGUACAGGCAGCCGGGAAGUACCGCUUCUCGGCAGUCGUGGACUAUGACACGCGGGCACGCCAGGCCCAGUCAAAGGACCCAAGCUGAUCCCUGGCGGAGCUCGACACGGAGCUUUUCGCGACCUGUUUCACGGGACAGGCCCUCCCCAAUUGCAGCAUUUGCAAGAAGGUGGGGCACUUGGCCGGAGCACACAUCUCGGCCUUUCGCGACAAGCAGGCGAAAGAUAGUGCAAGCACUAAAUCAACCAAAAUCUGCCGCCGCUACAAUCACGGCGCCUGCAGCGGCCCAUGUCGCUUUCGACACGCCUGCCUCUUCUGCUCAGGCUCGCACGCCGUGUCAGCCUGUCCAGCCAAGAAAUAAGAGCGAACAGCAAUCAGCCCCGGCACCACUUUCUUGCAUUCACCCACCCCCUAACACCCCUAUGAACAUUGCAUUACACCCCAAAAUCCCUAUCAAUAUUGAUGCAUUACACACUGAAUUGCUGGCGCACCCUAAUCCUGCAUUUGUUCAUUCUCUAAUUAGCAAUUUACAUGCCGGCUGUCGUAUCGGGUUCGCCGAACCCCGGUAUGUGUCCGUACACAGCCCGAACUUGUCUUCAGCGGCAGCACACCCCGAGGUCGUCGACCAGUACCUGGCCACGGAAGGCAGUCACGGCCACACCGCUGGCCCCUUCAAAGCGCCGCCAUUCGUCCGUCUGCGCACCCCAGGCGAAGGUGUGGGCCCCAAGAAGUCGGGCGGCCGCCGCCUCAUCAUGCACCUGUCCACCCCCGAUGGGAACAGCGUCAAUUCGUUCAUUGACAAGCAGGCCUACCGUUUCUCUCUAAUUACGAUUGACACGAUAGCAGAACACGUGCGCAGGACGGGCCCCGGAGCCUUCCUGUCAAAGGUGGACCUGAAGCACGCUUUCCGACUCUGCCCCGUGCACCCCGACGACUGGCCGCUCCUCGGUAUGUUGUGGAAUGGCAACUACUAUAUCGACACUGUCCUGCCAUUUGGCCUACGCUCCGCUCCCAGUCUGUUUAACUGCCUGGCUACCACCCUAGAAUGGAUCCUCCGUAAGAACUAUAGUAUCCCUGCACUGGAGCGCUAUUUGGAUGACUUCGUCUCAGUGUGUCCAGCAGCCGAGUCUGUCACGUCCUCGGCGGCCACGACCCACAAAGCCACUAUUCUGCAGGUCUUUGCAAAACUGGGCGUGCCAACAGCAGACGGCCCGGACAAAGUUGUUGGCCCCGCCACCUGCCUCACAGUGCUUGGCAUCGACAUUGAUUCAGCGGCAGGGGAGCUGCUCGCUGUCUUGUGCUCUGCGUGUAUAUCCAGGCUUGCAAACCACGCGCAUAACAUCCCGCCGGAUGUCCACCUCCCGCCGGAGGAUCGCCUACAGACACCGCCGCCGCAAGCAAUGGCUCCGCGAGCCAACGCUUCGCCACCCGCUGUCUAUUGUUUUGUGUGUCUAUCCAGGGUCGCUAGCCCGCUCGCAUUACAUCCCGCCGAACAUAUAACUCCCGCCGGAGGAUCGCCUACAGACACCACCGCCGCAAGCAAUGGCUUCACGAGCCAACGCUUCGCCGCCCGCUGUCUAUUGUUCUGUGUGUCUAUCCAGGGUCGCUAGCCCGCUCGCAUUACAUCCCGCCGAACAUAUAACUCCCGCCGGAGAAUCGCUUACAGAAACUGCCGCUGCAAGCUACGGCUCCACCGAACCAAGGCUUCGCUGCCUGCUGUCUUUUGUUCUGUGUGUCUGUCCAGGGUCGCCAGCCCCGCUUGCAUAACAUCCCGCCGGAUGUCCACCUCCCGCCGGAGGAUCGCUUACCGCCGCAAGCCACAGCUACGCAAGCCAACGCUUACGUGCCACCCCCAUGCGCCCACCCGCAAGGCUAAGUACCUAUGGAUUAGGCCAAUAGCAGAGGCUCCCACCCCGCGGGGCUGGGGGAGGGGGGCUCUCGGGUCGUAUUUGCAUUAGCCCCACAGGAUGAGGGCGAACCUCGGCCAAACCAGUACAGGAACGCCCCGCCGAGGUCAAGGGGGAGAUCUCCCACUAGCAUAGCCCACGGGUCCCCUGCUUACAAUCCACAGCCACGCUGCCGGGCCAGUGUGUUCCGGUAAGCGGGCCGCUGUUCAGCGACCCGGCGCAGCACGCAUACACGGCAGCUCGGCGUGGCCGCCGUACCAUCCUGCCUGUUUAGAAAACAUGCGCGUGUGCGGGCGUAUGCGUGUGUGCGUUUGUGUUGCAUGCGCUUGUGCCUGUGUCCUCCUAGGCUUGCUAGCCGCCGCUCUCUCAGCGCGAGCAGAGCACCUGAUUGCCAACUCGGUAGCCACUGGCACACAGCGCACGUACGCCCCAGGCUGGCGUUCAUUCCUGGAGUUCAGGGGUCGCAUGCGCCGCGACACACAUCACCCAGAUCAGAACGACGUCCUGCUGUUCGCUGCCGCAAUGUCUCACUCAGUCCGCGCCAGCACUCUGAGAGUCUACCUGGCCGCGAUCAAAUACCACCUCCUCCGCAUGGGAGGCCCGGUCGGGGUUACAUCCUCAAGCCGCAUCACAGCCCUGCUCAUGGGCUUAGAGAGGGAGAGAGCGUCGCUUCCCAGACAUCCGUCAGCACGCCCUCAGCGCCAAGCGAUCACCGUCCACCAGCUGAAGGCUCUCCGCCAGUUCUUGAAUCGGUCCUUGUACUCCCCUGCAGACAGACUAAUGCUAUGGGCUGCUCUUACGACAGCCUUCCACGGCCUGCUGCUGUGUGUGAGUGAGUACACGUCGCUCUCACCACACGGUCCCGGCGGCCUCAAGACGCUGAGGCACGAACACCUCCGGCUAGCCCAGCAGGAGGCCUCUCUGCAGCUGCAGAGGACGAAGACGUCUCAAUUAGCAACAGGCGGGGAGGUAGCGCUGAAUCGCUACGCUGACCCCGCACUAUGUCCCGUCCGAGCCCUGCAGGCUUACGUUCGGUCCAGCAAAUGGAGCAAUGACAAGCAACCCCUAUUCAAGUUUCAGGAUGGUCGCCAUCUCAAGCCGAACGACAUCAAUGCUGUCCUACACAAAGUGCUAGGUCCAAGCAUCAGCAGCCAUUCCUUACGCGUCGGGGGAGCCACACACAUGGCGGAUUGAGGCGCACCAGAGUAUGCCCUGAUGGCUGCAGGCCGCUGGUCCAGCAGGGCAUAUCGCACGUACAUUCUCAGGCCCGCAGGCAUUCCACAGCACUACUAGAGCCUGCGUGUCGCAAGCCAUUCGGUACCUUUAUUGGAGGCACGGGUGCUGCCGAUGGGCGCUGCAUAGUGCACGCACAUCGGCACCAUUGAACUAUUCAUUUUUUCUAAGAUUUAGUGUUCCGCUGCCAUAGCAACCUAGUAGUACACAUAGCCGUUCUGACGGCGCAGGACCCCGCGUGUCUCUUCUGCUGUCCUUGCCUCUCUGAUGUGUGAUAUGUGUACAUCAUUUAUAAUCAUAACCUCAUACUGAGUACAUGUACGUCAUACUUGAUUACCGAUCAGAGCCUCAUGAUUACUCACGCUGGAAUACACGCUUGCGACACUAGACUGUGAGCCAGGCACCAAAAAUCCUGUUAGAAUUUUUUUUCGUUCCGACCUUGAGCGUACCGCAAUUUUUUUCCCCAGUUCGUUUCAUCUACUCGACUAGAUACGAAUUCAGCUUGUUGUCACUUCCAAAUCAGGCACGAACAUGCCCAAAUAGAAGGGAGAAACUACUUUGGCCAAAUCAAUAGCCGCCAUCGACAAGAACCAAGGUCACAAGAGCUGGAGCGGACUUCUGUUGCACCACUGACCUCGCAAAAAUGUACGGUGGUGCAAACCCAGCCGCAUCAUGACGAUGUUUUUUCGUGGUUUCUAUAGUAUUGUGUGCAGUGCUAGUGCAGCGCAGUGGCAGUACGAACAUCAUCAUGUCAAUCAUAUCAGUGUGCUAGCAUGCUUGCUGCUGAUCAGUCAAGCUAAACUAAAGGUUUUUGUAAUCUGUUGGAGCAGAAAUACAUGUAGAACGUACAAUGUACCUUAUCUCCGGAGAGCUAAUAACUGUUUCGAUCUUUUAUACUGAAGUGCUUCAGACUAUGAUUAAUUGUAUCUUUCCGCUUGUGUUCUGUACAUACAAUGGGUAAUGGAACUAAUGCUUCAAAAUAAUUAUUAUUAUUAUAGUUCAAAUAAACUACAGAUCUGUAUCUACCGGUAUACCCCUGCGGUCCUCUAACGUUACUGGUUACGGUCAUUGCUCUACCCUUUGCACUUAUAAGUUAGGAAGCAAUACAGCAGUACUUACGAAGUAACGUUACAUUGAUCAGUUAUAUGAGUGCAAAUAUACAAAUCCUGUAUCCAGCAACUUCUUUAACAUUAUUCUGCCAUACUGUACAUGUAUAUAUUAUAGAGAUGUAGAGGGUGAAAUGAGCAUUGCACCGGAUUAAACCAGAUUCUCCUGGCUGUUGUUGAUGGUCUUUUCCAACCGUUGUCUGGAGAAUUCGCUGCUGCUGGGCUUUGUAUAUUGAAUGCCACCUGUUUGUUCUGUACAUUAUCAUUCCUGAAAUGCAUUUCGUGGUUGUCGGCACCAUUUCAUGUGCACUUACCUACCAGUGCAUCGUCACUUCGAGUAAUAUUUAAAAUGUGCACGUACUUUAUACAAUGCACUUAUGCGUAAUUCUAUAAUUUUUGGCCACGUAUAGUUAUUUUAACCCAGCUGCAAUGACGCUUGAUAUACA